Triticum urartu is the source of this 912-nucleotide messenger RNA. The record is from RefSeq and is a predicted model, not a curated record. Lineage: Eukaryota; Viridiplantae; Streptophyta; Magnoliopsida; Poales; Poaceae.
AUCCGCUCCGGCCCCCACAAGUCACCCGUGCCGGUGCCGUGGUGCUUCUUCCUUCUCUCCCUCCCGUCCGAGCCGGCUCGGCUAUAAAAUCCCCGCCCCCUCCCGUCUCCUCUCCACACAUCCGAUCCGAUCCAAUCCAAUCCAGCCCCCCUACGAUCUCACCGGGAAACCUCCGAUCCGAGCGAAGCGAAGGCUCUCUCGUCCUCCUCCUCAAGAUGCAGAUCUUUGUGAAGACCCUCACCGGCAAGACCAUCACCCUUGAGGUCGAGUCCUCUGACACCAUUGACAAUGUCAAGGCAAAGAUCCAGGACAAGGAGGGCAUCCCCCCGGACCAGCAGCGCCUGAUCUUUGCCGGCAAGCAGCUCGAGGAUGGCCGCACCCUUGCGGAUUACAACAUCCAGAAGGAGUCCACCCUCCACUUGGUGCUCAGGCUCCGUGGUGGCAUGCAGAUAUUUGUGAAGACCCUCACCGGCAAGACCAUCACCCUGGAGGUGGAGUCAUCUGACACCAUCGACAACGUGAAGGCGAAGAUCCAGGACAAGGAGGGCAUUCCCCCGGACCAGCAGCGCCUCAUCUUUGCUGGUAAGCAGCUUGAGGAUGGCCGCACCUUGGCGGACUACAACAUUCAGAAGGAGUCAACCCUUCACUUGGUGCUCCGUCUCCGUGGUGGCCAGUAAGCUCCUGGCCAUGGAGCUGCUUUUUGUCUCUGGGUUCACAAGUCUCGUCUUCGGUGUCCUCCAAAGGAGUCUGGUCUAUGUCUGUCGUUGCCUGAACUGUCUUUGUUUCUAUACCGUACUAUGAUGCAGUGUUAUCGUUUGUAUCUGCAAACUUCUGCUGGUGUGCAGCAGCUUUGAUGAACUUAAUAUUAAGUGAGCCCUGAAUUCAAUCCAUAAUAUUGUUUGUCUUGCCUGA